CUGUCUGGUGGCUGUGAGUUAGUGGUGGUGCUGUUAGAUUUCUCCACCAGCAGUCCAGGAGAGCUGAGUGUUCGCUGUGGUCAGACGGUGGAGAUAGUGGAGCGCUCAGCCGACCGGCCCGGGUGGUGUCUGGCCAGAACCACCGAUCAAACGCCCCCACAGGAGGGCUUGCUGCCGAUGAGCGCCCUCUGUCUGUCCCACUCGCACAGCGCUGCCGACAUGGAGGGCCUGAUCCCGCCCUGCACGGCUGCCACGGCAACGACCACGAGCACGACCUCGUCCACGAGCACCCCCAACUCCUCCUCCUCCAACGCCAACGCCACCAACGCCGCCAACGCCGCCAGAGACUCGACUGUGUUUGGUUCUGAAGGUCCAGGGCUGCAGACCGUGGGCCAGGGUGAGUCAAUAACUAAUUAAUCAUUUAAUGUACUCACGGUGCCGAUGUUGCU
Messenger RNA from Perca fluviatilis (European perch), 449 nucleotides. Its product is annotated as kalirin-like. NCBI's taxonomy places the organism in Eukaryota, Metazoa, Chordata, Actinopteri, Perciformes, Percidae. The record is from RefSeq and is a predicted model, not a curated record. Gene Ontology annotation, molecular function: protein binding.